AUGGAGCGCUGGACGCAUCAGCCGCUGGUGCCGCCUGGCACCACGGACGCCUCCAUCAGAGCUGGGCUUCGCGAUGCCAAGCUCGUACUCUUACAAAUCGUCACCGCGCAGCUGACUGGAGAGAAGCGAUGGCUCAAGGCGAGCAGGGAGAGCUUAGAGUCCGAGCUUUUCAAUCUACUUGUGGAGCACCGGGCAACCCAAGCAACCGCAGCAUCCAUGGAAAAAUCACAGCUUUUCCAGCUGCUGGUGCAGCAUGCUGGGCAAGAUAUGUACGAUGAGGCACUGGCAUCCAUGAGAAGGCCACUAUCGCAGAGUGCCUGGGACUUCCUCCUGGAUGAGAUGUACGGAUACCCCAGCUGCAACGCGGACGAGUUUCCACUCAGGGAUGUAAAGGAUUUCCAUGUUGUGAUUUGCGGCAUCGGCGUUUGUGGCUUAGCAGUGUCGAUUCGACUCAAGAAGGCUGGCAUUCCUUUCACAGUCCUUGAGGGCAGUGAUGGCAUCAGCGGAACCUGGCAUUGCAACCUGUAUCCCAAUGUUGGCUGCGACACGCCGACCCAUGUGUACAGCUUUGCAUCAGACCCCAACCCCAACUGGACGCGAUACUUCGCAAAGGGCCACGAGAACAAGACAUAUUUCGUUUCCCUUGCAGAGAAGUAUGGCAUCAUGAAGCAUGUGCUCUUUGAGCAUACCGUGGAGUCUGCCAGGUUCGAUGCUGCGUCCAGCUGCUGGGAAGUGGCCUUCCAUCGCGGGGACGGCAGUACCGGAUGCAUUUCAGCCAAUGUCUACGUCUCCUCUGUGGGGAUGCUAUCCAUCCCUAAAAUCCCCCAGGUACAUGGAGAGAGUAAUUUCCAAGGGAAGCAAUUCCACACGGCUCGCUGGGACAGCAACACCUCGCUUGUGGGCAAAAACGUUGCCAUCAUUGGAAGUGGUGCCUCCUGCAUGCAGGUUGCCCCCUCAAUUGCUGCAGUCGCAACACAUCUUACAAUUUUUCAGGGUACGCCCCAGUGGUGCACAAAGAUCCCGAACUACAAAUGGGAAAUUCCGGAGGGUGAGAGGUGGUGCUUUGCAAAUUUGCCUUUCUACGAAAGGUGGUACCGCUUCCAACUUUUGGCCCACUUCACAGAUAUCUACGAGGAAAUGAUGACGGCAGGAUCUACUGUGAAUUCCUCUCUGUGGGACUCGCUCACGAAAUAUUACGAACAUGAGCUGGCAGGGCAUCCGGAUCUUCUUCAAAAGGCAACGCCCAAUUACCCACCUGCAUGCACGCGACUGCUGGUAGACAAUGGCUGGUUUGAUUUGCUCAAGCGCAAGAACGUGACACUCAUCAGCUCCCAUGUCUCACAGCUUGGACCACGCAGUGUCAUUGCAGGGAACUCGCAGAAGAAAGAAGUGGCGGAGGACGUGGACGUGAUAGUUUGGGCCACGGGCUUCAGAUCUACUGAGUUUUGUCUGGCAGCCAUGGAGGUCUUUGGCGUUGAUGGGCUCCGCCUUCGCGAAUUUUGGGGACCAGAGCCAUCCGCAUAUUUGGGAGUUUCAGUGCCACAUUUCCCCAAUUUUUUCCUGACCUAUGGGCCCAAUUCCAAUGUGGCAGCCGGUGGCAGCAUCGUAUGGGUUGCGGAAAACCAGGCGCGCUACAUCGAACAGUGCUGUUCAGCUAUGAUACGUCAGCGUAUCAAACGCAUGGAAGUUAGGGAGGAUGUUUUCAAAUCCUACAACUCGGAACUAGACAAGCUUCAAGGAACCCGAGUUUGGUCAGACAAAGCCUGUACUUCCUGGUACAAGGAAGGCACAGGCAAGGUGACAACAGGCUCACCCUGGAGCCUUGAGGAGUAUUGCCGCCGCCUACGCUUUCUCGAGCUUCGAGACUACAAGGUGGCUAGCAACACUGAGGGGCCCUGA
Molecule: messenger RNA, 1899 nt
Organism: Symbiodinium pilosum
Lineage: Eukaryota; Dinophyceae; Suessiales; Symbiodiniaceae
Source: the annotation of a GenBank genome assembly